This is a messenger RNA of Lottia gigantea (owl limpet), 495 nucleotides long. RefSeq lists its product as hypothetical. NCBI's taxonomy places the organism in Eukaryota, Metazoa, Mollusca, Gastropoda, Lottiidae. The record is from RefSeq and is a predicted model, not a curated record. The transcript is spliced from 4 exons. Bases 1 to 438 code for a protein of 145 amino acids.
AUGCACAACAGUUGUGCUGUUAAUGGCUUCUCCAACAGACACACGAGUGCGGUUGGCCUUUUAUCACAUACUAUUUUUGUCAACUGUAAGUUGAUUGUUCAGAUGAUGAAACUCGUUGUUGUUGCUGCUCUAGCUAGUUUAAUUGCUGUUACAUCAGCAGGCUAUGGUGGUAUGGGUAUGUUAGGAGCUGGUAUGUUGAUGAACCCAAUGAUGUAUGGUGGUAUGAUGAACCCAAUGUUAAGUAUGUAUGGAAUGGGUAUGAUGAAUCCUUAUAUGAUGGGCAUGUAUGGAAUGUACCCAGGCAUGUACGGAGGAUUUGGUAUGGGUGGCCUGGGGAUGAUGGCUGGUAUGACUCCUUAUGGUGUCAUAGGUGGAUUUGGGGGUUUAGGACCAAUUGGCGUUGCAGGGAACACCGCAAAUAGUCAGACGGUUGUCUAAUAAUUUUUUUUAAAUUGUUUGAUGAAUUGGUAUAAAUAAAGCAAACUUGAUUUCUAC